AUGACGCGCGUCGCACCCAAGGGGAUCGGGGGGAGUCCGAGCUCAUCUCUCGCGGUCUCUCUCUCAGUCCUGCAGUGUGCCACCGUCAUCGGGUUCUGCUACUGGGCCUCGGAGCUGAUCCUCGCCCAACAGCAGCAGCACAAAAAAUACCACGGUUCCCAAGUCUACGUCACCUUCGCUGUCAGCUUCUACCUGGUGGCCGGCGCCGGGGGAGCCUCCAUCCUCGCCCCCGCCGCCAACCUGCUGCGUCACUACCCCACCGAGGAAGAGGAGCAAGCCCUGGAGCUCCUGUCCGAGAUGGAGGAGAACGAACCUUACCCGGCUGAGUACGAAGUCAUCAACCAAUUCCAGCCGCCGCCGGCGUACACCCCGUGA
Molecule: messenger RNA, 375 nt
Organism: Opisthocomus hoazin
Lineage: Eukaryota; Metazoa; Chordata; Aves; Opisthocomiformes; Opisthocomidae
Source: RefSeq, a predicted model, not a curated record